UAAACCCUUUGCAGUUUUCAAAACACCAUUAUCACUUUCUUCUCCACCACCUCUCUAUCUCUCUCUGAAAUGGAGUAUUUGUCUAAGCUCAGAAACGACCCUCUUCUCAAUACCACUAGCAGUACCCUCCUCCCAUCCAGUCUUCUCUCAAAGCAUCUUCUUUCAAAUAUCACGGAACUUCUAAGAUUUACCUCUUUCCUAAUAUCUAUCGCAGCUUUCUUCAUCUUUCAUAAAUGGAAACCCAUUCUCUACUUCCUCUUCCUGAUCUCUUGUUUCAUCCUCCUCAAACGCUUGAUCCUCUCAAAAGCCGCUCCUGUUUAUUUAGUUGACUUCUCAUGUCUCAGGCCACCAAGCUUCUGCAGAGUCCCCUUGUCUACCUUCAUUGAAAAUGUUUCCAUGUUUCAAUGUUUUGACUCCGAAAGUAUCUCUUUCAUGGCCAAACUACUCACUUCUUCAGGACUAAGUGAAGAAACCUUUUUGCCCCCAGCUUUGCAAUACAUUCCACCAAACACCCACCUGCAAGAAUCCAUCCAAGAAGUGCAUAUGGUGCUCUUCCCUGUCAUGGAAGACCUUCUGUCCAAAACUAGACUCUCCCCAUGUGAUAUAGAUAUUCUCAUCGUAAAUUGUAGUGGUUUUUGCCCCUCUCCUUCGCUUUCCUCCAUCAUCAUAAACAAAUACUCCUUGAGAAGUGAUAUUAAGAGCUACACUCUCUCCGGAAUGGGAUGCAGCGCAAGCGCCAUCGGAGUUGAUUUGGCUCAAAGUCUUCUGAGAAUUCACAAAAACUCUAACGCCGUUGUUAUCAGCACUGAAAUCUUGUCUACUGGUUGGUAUUCAGGCAACGAGCGGUCCAAGUUGAUCCUUAACUGCCUCUUCAGAAUGGGAAGUGCGGCCAUUUUGCUUUCCAAUAAAAAGGAAGUAAAGAAGUCUUCAAAAUACAAACUGUCUCGGACAGUGAGGACUCAAAAUGCCUUUGACGACCAGGCUUAUUUUUCAGCAGUUCGCGAGGAGGACUCCAAGGGAAACCAGGGGUUUACGUUAAAUCAAAAUGUACUACAAGUCGUCGGAGAAACUCUCAGAUCAAACGUCACCGUUCUUGGUUCCUCAAUCUUGCCAUUCUCGGAGAAACUUUGGCUUGUUUUUUCCAUCCUAUGGAAAACAUAUAUCGACAAAUCCAGUGAAAUCUAUGUGCCAAACUUUAAGACUGUGAUACAGCAUUUUUGCUUGCCAACUUCAGGAAGGGCAAUGAUAAGGGAUAUAGCCAAAGGGUUAAAGCUUGGGGACAAAGACAUAGAGCCUGCAUUGAUGACACUGCACAGGUUUGGGAACCAGUCUUCUUCUUCAUUGUGGUAUGAGCUAGCUUACUUGGAGGCCAAAGUUAGGGUGAAGAAAGGUGACAAGGUUUGGCAACUAGGGCUAGGGAGUGGGCUUAAGUGCAGCAGUCUGGUUUGGGAGUGCAUCAGGCCCAUAGUGGGGGAGUCCAAGAAGGGCCCAUGGGCUGAUUGUAUAUCUUGUUAUCCAAUCCCCACUGUUGAUCACAAAGGGAUUUAGCAGGGUUAUACAAGUCCUAUAUGCAAGUUAAAUAACGAGAAAUUUUACUUUA
Messenger RNA from Juglans microcarpa x Juglans regia, 1600 nucleotides. RefSeq names its product 3-ketoacyl-CoA synthase 6-like. Bases 70 to 1548 code for a protein of 492 amino acids. The record is from RefSeq and is a predicted model, not a curated record. Gene Ontology annotation, molecular function: acyltransferase activity, transferring groups other than amino-acyl groups. The transcript has a single exon. Gene Ontology annotation, biological process: fatty acid biosynthetic process. Gene Ontology annotation, cellular component: membrane. NCBI's taxonomy places the organism in Eukaryota, Viridiplantae, Streptophyta, Magnoliopsida, Fagales, Juglandaceae.